Messenger RNA from Saprolegnia parasitica CBS 223.65, 1137 nucleotides. RefSeq lists its product as hypothetical. The coding region runs from base 4 to 1068 and encodes 354 amino acids. The transcript has a single exon. Lineage: Eukaryota; Oomycota; Saprolegniomycetes; Saprolegniales; Saprolegniaceae. The record is from RefSeq and is a predicted model, not a curated record.
CUCAUGCGCAACACGGCGAGCCUCUUCGCGCCGACGAGCACGCUCGAAUGCGCGCUGCGCAAGAAGUGCGUUCCGUGCUGCUACAAGCUCCUCGUCCAUGGCACGCCGGACAUGGAGCCCAACCAGCGCCCGGAGCUUUGCCCGCGCUCGGCCCUUGAGGUCCGCCCGUCGCCGGUCCUGCUGACGCCGACCAUGGGCACACUCGUCGUGCAGGACCCGGCGCUCUCGUUUGCGUGGGCGAUCCGGUCGCACGUGGCGUCGCUGCAUGUGAUGCUCGCCGAAGCCAAGGCGACGAUCUUCAAGACGCAUCCCGAGACCUCCAAGCGCGUCAAGAAGCUCGACAACAAGGUGCAUUUCGAGUCGGCGAUUGCAGACGUUGGCGACUUUGGCACGUUUGACUGCGUCGUGUGGAACUUUCCCAAGGUUGACGACGCCGAAGCGUUCUUCGAGCACGUGCGCAUCACGGAUGAAAGUGGCCAAAUCCACAUUUCGUGCCCGCUGGGCCAAAGCGCCGACUUUAUCGCGGCGGCCGCAAGCGCCGGCUUCAAGCACCUGGGCACGCUCGUCUUUGACCGGUGCUCGUUUCCGGGCUACAAGGUGUCGCUCGAGUGCGAGACCCUUGUGUUUGCGACAAGCGCCUCGAAAACGGAGGUCUUUGACUCGUCGAUGGCUGCUGACAACUGCGGCACAUGGACGCCGGAGCAUUGGACGGCGGCGCCAACCGUUGUGCCCGUGACCCCGACCGUGCUUGCGAGCGUCGAGGCCCUUUUGUGCGACAAGAGCAACUUUCCUAAGAAGGAAAAGCCGGUCAAGAAGACCAAGACCGAGGACGACAGCGAAAUCUUGAGCAAGUUGAGCAAGAAGAAGGCGGCACAGAAGAAGAAGAGGGACGAGAACGACGAGGACGAAGUCGAUUACGUCGAAAUGUACAACCUCAAGCCAAAGGGCAAGAAGCACAAGGUGCUCCGGAAGCUCGACUACGAGUCCAACCAAGAGGGCAAGCUCCGCCCGACCAAGCGAAAGCUUCCCGUCCGAAUGGAAAACGGCAGGGCCAAGAUGGGCUGGUAAAGGCCAUCAACGAGGAUGCUCUUUGGCGCCUCUACAUAAUCGGAAAAUCCAACUAUAAGAACUUGCUAC